Carica papaya (papaya) is the source of this 1358-nucleotide messenger RNA. It is a transcript of the gene PANC, whose product is annotated as pantoate-beta-alanine ligase. Gene Ontology annotation, molecular function: pantoate-beta-alanine ligase activity. The record is from RefSeq and is a predicted model, not a curated record. Lineage: Eukaryota; Viridiplantae; Streptophyta; Magnoliopsida; Brassicales; Caricaceae. Gene Ontology annotation, cellular component: cytosol. Gene Ontology annotation, biological process: pantothenate biosynthetic process.
UUUUUUAAUUGAAUUAAUGACAACGUUCUGUUGGCCAUUUACGCGGCUUGAAACUUAUCUGCAAACUCGUUAGUGUCGAAUCGCCUUCACUUGUAAGUUGCACCCUCAUCUGUCUGCACCCGUUGUAAAGACAGCGUAAAUUUAUGUAUAACAAGUAACCAUUCUUCAACUCAAGAUUACUCUAAAGCCAUACCCACAAGAAUUCUUCAUUUCAAUGGCAGCGGCUAAGGAACCACAGAUAAUAACAGACAAGGAACAGAUGAGGAAAUGGUCAAGAGAAAUGAGAUCCCAAGGCAAGACCAUUAGUCUUGUCCCCACCAUGGGUUACCUCCAUGAAGGCCACUUGUCUCUCGUCAGAGAAGCCCGAAAAGACACCCACCUCGUAGUUGUCUCCAUCUAUGUAAAUCCAGGUCAGUUCUCUCCCACCGAGGACCUCUCCACUUACCCAUCUGAUUUCCAUGGCGAUCUCCUCAAGCUCGCCUCUGUUCCUGGUGGCGUGGACGUUGUUUUCCAUCCCCAAAAUCUAUAUGAUACGAAGGAUUGCAGGAAAGGAAGCAGAGGUGGAGGGGGCGGAAUGGUGUCUUGCUUGGAGGAGAAGGGGAUGGGGCACCAGACGUGGGUUAGGGUUGAGAAAUUGGAGAAGGGAUUGUGCGGGAAGAGCAGGCCUGUGUUCUUUAGAGGGGUCGCCACUGUCGUCACCAAGUUGUUUAAUAUAGUGGAGCCUGAUGUCGCUGUGUUUGGUAAAAAGGACUACCAACAAUGGCGAAUUAUUCAGCGAAUGGUUCAAGAUCUUGAUUUUCCUAUUGAAGUGAUAGGUUCUGAAAUAAGGCGAGAUGAUAAUGGACUUGCAUUGAGUUCACGAAAUGUGCACCUCUCACCUGAAGAAAGGAAAAAGGCAUUGUCUAUUAGUAGGUCAUUGCUGAUGGCAAAAGCUUCUGUGGAGAAAGGUCAAGUUAAUUGCAGGGAACUAAGAGACUUGGUCAUCCAAGAAAUACACAACGCUGGGGGAAGAGUAGAUUAUGCUGAGAUUGUAGACCAAGAGAGCUUGGAGGAGGUGGAAGAGAUUAGGAGUCCCGUUGUAUUCUGCAUUGCUGCCUGGUUUGGAAAAGUGAGGCUGAUAGAUAACAUCGAAAUCAAGAUAUGAAAACUUGAAAUCUUCUUCCUUUUCUGAAACCUUUCCUACGGGAGUUGCAAUGUUUUUUUCCCUUUUGGUGAUUUAUUGAACAGUGAGAUUAAUUGUCAAUAAAGAUUCUAACACUUUGUCUUUUUCCUAAUAGAUGCUUAAAGAUCAUACAUAAAGAAUUCAUUAAGAUCAGAAUAGUUGGGUCUUUUGGGGGGUUUAUUUUAUGUGGAAAUGC